AUGCAAAAUUCAGCCCUGCAGAUUUCAGCUAUGCAGAGGCUAGCUAUGCCAAAUCCAGCUCUGCAGAAUCCAGAUAUACCGAAUCCAGCUCUGCAGAAUCCAGCUAUGCAAAAUCCAGCUCUGCAGAAUUCAGCUAUGCAAAAUCCAGUCCUACAGAAUUCAGCUCUGCAAAAUCCAGCCCUGCAUAUUUCAGCUAUGCAGAAUUCAACCUUGCCAAAUCCAGCUCUGCAGAAUUCAGCAUUGCCAAAUCCAGCUAUGCAAUGUCCAGCCCUGCAGAAUCUAGCCAUGCAGAAUUCAGCCCUGCCAAUUCUAGCUCUGCAACGUCCAACCCUGCGAAGUCCAGCGCUGUCAAGAAGGCGGCCAGAGAUGAAACUCCACAAGUCCACUAUGCCUUAUCGACCACCAAAAAAAUUGGGCAGGAACGAACAUGAUCUUAAAUUUACAAAUAUGAGACUUCAGCUAGCUGACGGUGCAAUUACAAGCCCCCGUGGAAUUUUAGAGGAUGUCGAAGUCACGGUGAGAGGAAUCAAGGUGCUGGCAGACUUUGUGGUGCUCGAUGCAGGGAAAGGCAUUACAGGAGAGAACGGCCAUCUUAUUUCUGACCUUGUGGAAGAAGUGGAAAUUUUCAGCGCUGACAAUUUUUUGCCAGCUCUGCCUAGCACUCCAGCUCUGACCAUUCCUCUAGCUCUGACGAUUCCUCCAGCUCUGACGUUGGACGCCAGAGCAUAA
Salvia miltiorrhiza (redroot sage) is the source of this 729-nucleotide messenger RNA. RefSeq lists its product as uncharacterized. The transcript is spliced from 3 exons. The record is from RefSeq and is a predicted model, not a curated record. The coding region runs from base 1 to 729 and encodes 242 amino acids. Lineage: Eukaryota; Viridiplantae; Streptophyta; Magnoliopsida; Lamiales; Lamiaceae.